This is a messenger RNA of Anguilla rostrata (American eel), 2810 nucleotides long. Its product is annotated as intestine-specific homeobox-like. The record is from RefSeq and is a predicted model, not a curated record. Lineage: Eukaryota; Metazoa; Chordata; Actinopteri; Anguilliformes; Anguillidae. The transcript is spliced from 5 exons. Gene Ontology annotation, biological process: regulation of transcription by RNA polymerase II. Bases 525 to 1463 code for a protein of 312 amino acids. Gene Ontology annotation, molecular function: DNA-binding transcription factor activity, RNA polymerase II-specific; RNA polymerase II transcription regulatory region sequence-specific DNA binding.
UGACCAUUAGCAGAGAAAGGCACAGAAAGCAGGUUCAGCGCUAAAUGUGAACCUUAUUUAUUGGCACUUUGGUUACACAGUAAACUUACUCCUCCUCUAAAUGAUCAUAAGAUACUGGGCCGGUGCUAUCUGGCGGUCAAUGAAGAGAGCUGCAGAUAGGUACCCUCAGUCUGAGGUCUGCAUUUUACAUUCUGAAGGAGAAACAGGGAGAGAACGAGAGGGGGAGAUAGAAAGAGACAGUGAGAGAGAAAUAAAAAAUAAAGAAAGAGAAAGAAAGAAAGAACAAAACAGACAGAAAGAACAGAGAGAAAACAAAUGGAUCCAGUUUGAAUCACAAACACAAAAGAGAAAUAUUCCCCAAAGAAAUAGCAGAAAGAGAGAAGUAAAAGAAGAAAAAUAAGAGUUGUGAAUCGUUACAGGCUUUACCAUUCACACCUUAGUGCCGUCAUUUACCUAAAAGCCUGUGGACUACAAGCUAACAGCAAAAGAGACAAGUCUGAGUGCAAGAGGCAGAGGAAAGGAUAAUGCCACUGCUGCAGGGAUCCAGCAGGCUGCAGCCUCUUCCCUUGCUCAACGGGGGUUCUCAGAACCAGAACCAGAACCAGAACCAGAACCCUGCCGGGACAGGGACCUCAGCCUUCCCUAAAACCCUAUCCCACUCCAUCGAGCAGAUCCUGAGGAAGCCAUCCUGUCUGGGAGCAGACGUGAGAAGAAAGACAGAAGCAGCCCCUGUUUCUGAAGGGGCAGGUGGAUGCAAAGCCAGAAAAUGUCCAGCGAAGCCAGCAGCACAGGACAGAGAGGACGCUCUGUAUGAGCUGAGAGUGACAGGCUGGAUUGCUGGCCACCUUUCUGACCACAGACAGGGAUACCCUGUCCUUUCAGAGCAGGGAGCAGAGCAUAAGGAUGAAACUCGUCUGAAAGGAGUUCAGGAGGAGGGCGUCAGCUUCCAGGUGGCAAAUGCAGAGAGGAGGGGUCGUCGAAGGGUUAGGACCACCUUCACUACGGCACAGCUAGAGGAGCUGGAGAAGGUGUUCCAGGUCACUCACUAUCCCGAUGUCCAGACCAGGGACCAGCUGGCCUCUCUAACACAACUACCUGAGGGAAAAGUGCAGAUAUGGUUCCAGAAUCGCCGAGCAAAAUGGCGUAAAAUUGAGUCUUUGGGAGAUUUUGGGGGGCUGCAAGACCUAACAGUGACAGACCAGGUGUCUGUACUCCAGCAUGGGUUUCCUCUUAAGUGUGAAAGGAUGGUACUUCCGCCUCCCUUGAUUGGCCCAAGACAACUCCAGUCCUACCCUCUGCAACACAAACAUCGCCUCUGUGGGUUGUCACCUCUGCCAAAUGGCUACUUCUCCUGCUACGUACCAAAGGUCCACCCCCACUUGGUAUCAUACCCACCCUCACAGCCACGCACCCUCUCCUGGCAACCCCCACUGGGAGCCACACUAAGUGACAGUUUCAGCUGACAGGCCUUCACAGAAACCCUUUAAGAACUCACCUAUUGAUGAACUACUUGGUCUUUCAAAUGAUUACGUCAGGGGUUGUCCAAGAUGCUUAAGAAAUUGCAUUGUCUACCAUUUUGUGCUCUCACCAACACUUUAUGGCCUCUAAUUUCCUUCUUAUUAUAUGUAGCAAACUUUGCCUUGAGAAAUGUUGUUUUUAAAAAGCAACGCCUAGGAAUUUUAAGUAGCAGGCUUUCCUAGAACCAUUAAAUUUUUUUUUCUCAGAACAAAGCACUUGUGCCAUGCGUCACUCUCCAGCUUGUAUGAAGAACGCCAACAGUGACCGGUAUAGAGUGUAUGUGACCGUAUGCAUGUGUGUGUGCAUGUGUGUGUGAUGGACAGAAAGAGAGAGGGAGAGAAUGAGAGCACACAUCCUACACAUUCCUGAGUUCAGAGUUUUAUUAAAAUGUAAUUACCUGCAAAAAAACUCUGUGAAGAUUUAUGUCUUUAAUUGACAGUAUCUUUCCUUGUCGGAGAUAAGCAGGGGUGGCUUAGUGGUUAGAGUGGCAAUAAAUGGGAUAUUAUGUUGAGCUUUCUAAUUAUUGCUCAAUGGGUUUAUGGCCCUGUAGAGAUAUGGUUCCACCUUGUCUUAAUUCGGCUGAGGUCGACUGCAGGUCAGCACAGGUUGGCAGUCAUGGACUGAGUACCAUGAAAUUUAUUUAUUUGGGGGAAAAAACUGCUCUGUUAACUGUAAUGGCCAACAUAGUUUUGAGUGUGGUGUCCAGGACCAAAAAGUUUCAAGAGAACUAACUUUACUCAUCGUAGGUUCAACAUUCCUGGUUUUAACAUUGAAAACAAUGUCAAAAAAAGUGAAAAGAUAUUUUAUAAAUAAAUAUAUUCUAUAAAUUCCCCUCAGCAUGAGGUUUGUUGAUGGGAAAAUUACUGAAAGCCACUGUUAGUUAUCAAUGGGAGAAUAAAACGACUCCUUUGAAGUUCAGGGUUAAAUAGAGUACAGCAAAGAUUCUACACAACAGGAAGAUUCCCAGCUUUCUCCCUCAACUAGACAUGCAUGUUUUCUCACUCACGUAUAUCUCCUUGAGGUAAUUGCUGGCCAGAGAUAACAGUAAGGAUAGAGCAGGUGAUCAUUUUAGGAACUGAUUAGCCACUGAUUUCUCUUAUCAGCUGGUUCUUCACUUUUAAUUGAAGAACAAAACGUCCAGACAAGGGUAUAUUAUAUAAUGACUGGAGAGCUCCAAGAAGAGGUGAAGGCCAUAGAAAUUCUCUGGAAAAAAUGACAGUUGUGCAGGACUGUAUACUGUAUAAUGAAUUGGUGACUGUAUACUGUAUAAUUAAAAACGUGAUUGUGUUGUG